AUGGAUCUGCUGCGAGCCUCUCUAGACUUCCUGCCCCGCACCGCGCUGGUGGCGGGAGGCCGCAGCUAUCGGUAUGCCGACUUGCUGUCCAUGGCGCUGGCAGCCAGCCGCCAGCUGAGCGGCGGCGGGGCUAGCGCGGCGCCUGGUGCCUCGCGAGCCCCUACCACAGCCACUGACGGGCCCCGAGUCGCGCUGAUGUGCGAUCCUGGGGCCGGCUACGUGGCGGGCACCUGGGCCGCCUGGCUGCACCGCGGCAUCGCUGUGCCGCAGCUGCAGUACGUGCUGGAGGAUGCUGAGGUGGCGGCUGUGCUGGCCAGCAAGCGCCAUGCCGACCGCCUCCAUGCGUUGGCCAAGGCAUGGACCAGUCCUCUGCAGCUGCUGCUGCUACUGGUUCCUGCUCCGCUUGGCGCAGAGGUGCAUGUGAUUGAGGAGCAGCAGCAGCUAGCGGCAGGCGCGCCAGCAGCGGUGCAGCAGCAGCUUCAAGCUGAGGUGCAGGAGCGGCUGGUAGGGCAGGAGCCGGGAGAUGGGGCGCUCAUAGUCUACACCUCUGGCACGACAGGGAGACCAAAGGGCGCCCUGCACACGCAUGCCAGCCUGGCGGCGAUGGUGCGCACGCUGUGCACGGCGUGGGAGUGGCAACCCCAGGACAGAAUCCUGCACGCCCUUCCCCUGCACCACGUGCACGGCGUGGUGAAUGCCCUCUACUGCCCGCUGAGCGUGGGAGCGUGCGUGGAGAUGCUGCCCAAGUUCUCACCGCAGGAGGUGUGGCAGCGCCUGCAGAGGAAAGAGGAUCCCAUCACCGUGUUCAUGGGCGUCCCCACCAUGUUCUCACACCUUCUGUCGCGGUAUGAUGACAUGGACAAAACCCAGCAAACAGCCACAGCAGCUGCGGCGAGCGGGCUGCGGCUGACGGUGAGCGGCAGCGCGGCAUGCCCGGCGCCCAUCAUGCAGCGCUGGGAGCAGCUGUCGGGCCGGAGGCUGCUGGAGCGGUACGGCAUGACAGAGACGGGGAUGAUUCUGGGCAACCCGUACAGGGGCGAGCGGCGGUCGGAGACCGUAGGGCAGCCCUUUCCUGGGGUGGACGUGCGAAUCACGCAUGCCGAUGGCAGCGACGCUGGCGCAGGCAAGCGCUUGGGGAGUGGCCCUGGGGAGUUCCAGGUGAGGAGCCCGCAGCUGUUUCGGGAGUAUUGGCGUCGGCCAGACGCUACUGCCGAGGCAUUUGACAGGCAUGGCUUCUUCCUGACAGGCGAUACUGCGGUGCUGGAGGAUGGUUACUACAGGCUGCUGGGGCGAAGCUCUGUGGAUAUCAUCAAGCAUGGCGGCUACAAGAUAUCGGCCCUGGCCAUAGAGAGCGUGCUGCUGGAGCACCCAGCCAUUGCCGAGGUGGCGGUGGUGGGGCUGUCAGAUGAGACGUAUGGCGAGCGCAUAGCAGCUGUAGUCGCCUUGAAGCAGCAGCAGUCACCGGGCUCACCCAGCGGCGUCGGCGGCAGUGGCAGCGGCGGCAGGCUCACGCUUCCCGAACUGCGGUCUUGGGCGGCGGACCAGCUGCCUGCUUAUCAGCUGCCGGCCGAGCUGGUGGUGCUUCCCGCCAUUCCCAGGAAUGUGAUGGGCAAGGCCAACAAGAAGGAGCUUCGGGAGCAGCUGUUCCCAGCUGCGAGCGCCGCCGCUGCUUGA
Chlorella variabilis is the source of this 1674-nucleotide messenger RNA. RefSeq lists its product as hypothetical. Lineage: Eukaryota; Viridiplantae; Chlorophyta; Trebouxiophyceae; Chlorellales; Chlorellaceae. The transcript is spliced from 14 exons. Gene Ontology annotation, biological process: fatty acid metabolic process. Bases 1 to 1674 code for a protein of 557 amino acids. Gene Ontology annotation, molecular function: medium-chain fatty acid-CoA ligase activity. The record is from RefSeq and is a predicted model, not a curated record.